CGAUGACGUCACUACGGAAGUCGACAUGUACUCGAGAACCAUGGAGCCGUGACCGGCGGUCCCCGCGUCUCCGCCGCCUCCUUCCCGCGUCCCCUCGCCGCCGCCGCCGCCUCCGCCUCCUCCCUCCUCACGGCGGCGGGGACACCCCGAGGGACACCCCAGAGACGCCGAGUCCCUGCGCCCCUCACGGGCCGCUCGGCCGAGAAGGCCGCGCCCGACACCCUGCUUGCCUGGACGCCUCUACCGCGCAGGAGGCGAGGGGCUCGCGCUGCCCCGAGCCCCCACGAUGCUGCCCCCGCCCCUAGCGGCUGGCGGUGGUGGCGGUGAGCGGGAGCCAUGGCUGGUGAGGCUGCCCAUGGCUCACCUGGUUCAUGCCUCCGUCAGUCUCCCUCUGGUGGCGUUCUUCUUCUGCGUCGCCUGGUCCCUCCUGUACCACUUCGACGCCUCCACGGCCACUCACUGUGGGGUGUGGAACCUGCUGCCGUCGAUCAGCGCCGCGAUCGGCGGCUUCACGCCGCAGCGCUACGUGUGGCGCACGCUGCUCGGGCUGCACGCGCCGCCGCGCCUCCUGCUGGCGCUCGCCUACUUGCGCCGCUACCGCAGCCACCCCCCCGGCACCGCGGCCCCCCUCCUCCUGCUCCACCGCGGCGGCGGCGGCGACGGCGGCCGCCGCGUAGCGGCUCUCCGGCUGCCGCGCCUCGCGUUCCUCGCCAACCUGGCGGAGCUCGGAGGCCUCCUGGGCCUCACGAACGUCUCGUCGAAUGAGAACCACGAUCUGCACAAGCUGGCCUUCGUCACGUUCAUCCUGGGAGCUGCUUGCUACAUGCUGCUCACUUGCCGUCUGUGGAGUUACGCAGCUAGCGACGAGGAGCGCCGGUCGUACCUGUGGAAGCGGAGGCUGGCGGUGAUCAACUUGCUGUCCAGCCUUCUCGCGGUGUUCACCUACACGCGUCACAACCGCUACUGCGAGCCCGGCGUGUACACGCUGUUUGCGCUCUGCGAGUAUGCCGUGGUGUUCUCCAACAUCGCGUUCCACUGGACAGCCGUCUGGGAUUUCAGCUCCUUGCAGCUUCUCGUCGGCCCCCCACCACCUGACAAGCGCUUCUGAGAGUGGGGGGCCACCCCCCUACGGUGGGGGGGCGGGGGAGGGGGGGCUACUGCAACAUGGACUCCUACACAUUGACCCUGACCCCUACAGGGAGACCCUGACCCCUAGACAGAGACCCUGACCCCAACAGAGACCCUGACCCCAGCACGGAGACCCUGACCCUUAUACAGAGACCCUGACCCCCAUACAGAUACCCUGACCCCUAGACAGAGACCCUGACCCCAACAGAGACCCUGACCCCUAGACAGAGACCCUGAACCCCAUACAGAUACCCUGACCCCCAUACAGAUACCCUGACCCCAACAGAGACCCUGACCCCAACAGAGACCCUGACCUCUAGACGGAGAUCCUGACCCCUACAGAGACCCUGACCCCUACAGAGACCCUGACCCCAACAGAGACCCUGACCCCCAACAGAGACCCUGACCCCUAGACGGAGACCCUGACCCCAACAGAGACCCUGACCUCUAUACAGAGACCCUGACCCCUACACGGAGACCCUGACCCCAACAGAGACCCUGACCCCUACACGGAGACCCUGACCCCUAGACAGAGACCCUGACCCCAACAGAGACCCUGACCCCAACAGAGACCCUGACCCCAACAGAGACCCUGACCCCAACAGAGACCCUGACCCCAACAGAGACCCUGACCCCUAUACAGAGACCCCAUCACCAUCGCCAUAAUCACCACUGCCAUAUUCGCCACCAUCGCCACCAUCACCACCACCAUCACCACCACCAUCACCACCACCAUCAUCACCACCAUCACCACCAUCACCACCACCAGACGAAAGCAAGCGCGCCUGUUGUGACGGGGCAAGUCGGAGCUGAGAGGCUGACUCGGUGCCUUGAUGGCGCCAUCGGGGACUGUCUCUCUGCAUGGUCCCAUCCCUGAGACUCAAGACCCCGUGUCUCCGAGUCCCCGUGUCUCUCUGCGUCUAGCCCCAUCCCUGAGUCUCAAGAUCCCGUGUCUCUGUGGGUCCCUGUGUCUUUCUGCAUGGUUCCAUCCCUGAUUCUCAAGAUCCCGAGUCUCUGUGGGUCCUCGUGUCUCAAUGCAUGGUCCCAUCCCUGAGACUCAAGACCCCGUGUCUCCGAGUCCCCGUGUCUCUCUGCGUCUAGCCCCAUCCCUGAGUCUCAAGAUCCCGUGUCUCUGUGGGUCCCUGUGUCUUUCUGCAUGGUUCCAUCCCUGAUUCUCAAGAUCCCGAGUCUCUGUGGGUCCUCGUGUCUCAAUGCAUGGUCCCAUCCCUGAGACUCAAGACCCCGUGUCUCUGAGUCCCCGUGUCUCUGUGCGUGGUCUCAUCCCUGAGACUGAAGACCCCGUGUCCCCGUGUCUCUCUGCGCCUGGUCCCAGUCACACUCAGGAGGACUCCCGUGAGUCGAGCCUGAGCCGAGCUGCUCGCUCCGUGAGUCUUUGGAAGCGGCUGAGAGUGACCGGUGCCUGAGAGAGGCUUAAGCCUGGCCGUGUUGCUGGCUACGCUGCUGCUCCUGCUCCUGCUGCUGCUGCUGCCUGCAGUGAGCCAGCGCUGUGGAGGAGGCAGCCGUAGCAGCGGGGAUUGGUGGAUCACUCGCAGAUGUUGCGAGGAACUCCCUUCGCUGUGGGUGGUGGAGGAGUCGUACUCUCUGGCUCUGCCAGCAGGCGGCGUGUGUGGACUACCACCUGAAGACGGAAGCUUGUGUUGCCUCCGAAACGUCGUGAUUUUUAUUUUAUUUUACUUUUAUUAAUUUAAAUUUUUUACCUCCGUGACUUUACCGAAAUAACCUAAUAAUAUGGACUGUACCGCUCUGGGAGGGGAUUGGAAUUUGGGGAAAAUAUUUUAAUUGCGAUGUUUCUGACAUUGCGAUUUGAUUUGCGAUUCAAUUGUUUAAGUCAAGCUUCAGUUCAAUAUUCACUGUGCAAUAGAUUUAAAACGUGAUGGAGCAUUACCACAUGAUACCAUCAACAUAUGAACUGCUCUAUACUAAUUCAAGGAUGAAAACUUAAAAGAUCUGAAUUGCUUCCAACAUGUAUUUAUUUUAAAAAAUUCAUAGAAAUAGAACAAUCAAACAUAGAACACUUGUUAAGUUAAAUAAAUAAAGUUAUAAUAACGAAAAUUCAAUAAUUCCCAUAAGAAAGUAAUAGGACUUUUUAAAUCGCAAAAAAUCGCAGCCUUUGUGAUUUGCUAAUCGCAUUGUUUUAAAUUGCAAUUAAUCGAUUAAUCGUUCAGCCCUAGAUGGGUUCUGCCUCCCUGGCACGCGUGGGGUUUCCUCCCACGUCUAUAAACGCUCACAACUUGACCAAUAACGUCUUUAUAUAGAGAGGACUGCAGAACUUGGGCAAUUGUGUAGUGCCUCGUCACCACCGCGUGGCUGCUGCUGCCUCGCUCGUCUGUGUUGCCUCCUGGUGCUUCUCGUCCUCUGAGUCAUCCUCUCUCUCCGAGUCGUCCUCUCUCUGAGCCGUCAUCUAUAUCUCUGAGUCGUUUUUUAAGUCAUCCUCUCCCUCUAAGUCGUCCUCUCUCUGAGUCAUCCUCUCUCUAAGUCCUCCCUCUCUGAGUCGUCCUCUAUAUCUCUGAGUCGUCCUCUAAGUCGUCCUCUAAGUCGUCCCCUCUCUCCGCCGAGGGUGAUGAGCGGCUACUGUGCGGUGGCGUGUUGCACGUUCGAGACGAUUGUGGCUACGGGCCCCGGAGACUUUAACCCCCCUGGGCUGACCGACGCCCACGUGACCGGGACAAUCUUCAAGAAUCCGUGAGGACUGUUUGAGACGCGUGGGGGGGCAUUGACCGGUGGUGGCGGCGGCGGUCAGCCGGGCGGUUCGGUGUGCACGUGACCGAUCGCUUCUCGUUGGGUCGAGGCCACCACCACCACUUCACCGUGAACGAGACACGUGAUUCCUCUGGCUGGUCCGGUCCAAUCAACUUCAUCAUCAAUAUCAUCAUCAAUAUCAUCAUCGUCAACAGAAUAAAAAUCUGAAUUUUCAUAAUUUACCGGAGAAAUCCGAUGAGCUAUAAAGUUUUUUUUUUUACAGAUGUCCAGUAAGGGGUGGGUGGCUCAGUAACAUCAAAACAUGGCUACAAUUAUCAACAGCACGAACUCUACACGCCGUGCUAGACCGGGACCAAUAUCAUCGUGAAGUCGCACACGCCGUUAGGCAGCACUAAAGAAGAAGAAAGGCAUAAAGUUACAACAAGCAAAACAAAAAAUGAUAGUAAUGCAAAAGUGUAGGCAAGGUUAAGCAAAUCACUAACAAGUAUAACCCGUAAAAACAAAGUUUUUCACUAUAAAUCCUUUAUAUGCGUGGCGGCUAGAUUCCUCUCGUCCUCUGGCUUGAGAUGGCUGCCACCUAUGGGUCAGAUGAUUGUCUGCCAGUAUUAAGCAAUUGGUAAUUAAAUAUUUAAUUUGUUUUCCCUAAAAAUUUUGGAAAAAACAUUUUCACGAACAUUAAUUGUCACGCACAACGAGUCUGUGUGCAAAAUGUCAGCUCGAUUGGAUCACGGGAAGUGGGUUAAAAACGACCGAAAGAUUUGCACGGUCCUAAGCAAGCAAGCAAGCGAACUUAAUAUAAAGGAUUUAAAAAUGCCAUCGACCGGAGCUGCAGUGUGUCGCAAAAAACAACAAAAAAGUCACGUGGCUUUACGGAAAGAACCAAAGAAUAUGGAUUUCUUCAGUCACGAAAUUUGUAACUCAAAACAAACAAAAAACGAUUCCUUGGUGUGGACCAAUCAGUUUCAAGGACAAUGCAUAUAUUAUCAGUGUGUUUUUGUUUGCAUUUUGACCGCAAGUAUUGUGGUUAAUGCAGACGUGAUUCUUGUAAAAAGGUUUCAGUUUUGUUGCCUAAAAAAGUGGGAAAACCCUAUUAUUAUAUUUUGGUACUGGCAAAGGAGGUCCAAAGAUGAUCAUAUUAACAGUCUGGACCACUGGACGGGUUCGGCAGGAUUGGAAGGAUGCCCUGGUGGUCCUCUUUAAGAAGGGGACCGCAUAGACCAGCGGUCGGGAACCUAUGGCUCGCGAGCCAUAUAUGGCUCGCGAGCCAUAUAUGGCUCUUCUGGUGACAGGAUAUGGCUCCCAGACAAUUUUGAGUUGAAAAAAAAAUACAAAAAUCAGUUUGGAACUGAUUUUAAAAUACUUGUGAUAUUGCUCAAUAAUAGUGUGUCAUUUUAAAGUAAACAGAAAUUAGUUUUGAAGAUAAAUUUCACGAGUCACGGGGCCUCAACGCCUGCACGAAGCUCAACCUCACCACGUAUGAACCAGACUACAAGAGCCAUCAGCAAAACCAUGCAGCACCAGAAGUCGCAUUAAAAGUAAGACAUUUAAUUUAUUAUACGUUAAAAUACUAUAUGGCUCUCAAUGUAAUAUAUUUAGAAAUAUUUGGCUUGUAUGGCUCUCCCAGUCAAAAAGGUUCCCGACCCCUGGCAUAGACUGUCAUUUCCCCCGCGCCUCUAAUUCGCACGGUUAGUUACGCACGGUGUGAAUGAAGUUCUAAAUACAGCCUAAGACUCGACACUGCACCUCCGUUUGGCUACGCGCGGUGCGAAAAAGUUCAACAUACUGCGCAUAGCCUAACACUACCCAUACACUCAACACUGCGAAAUAUAUUGAACAUAACGACCCUAACAACUUCAGCGUCUUCAACAACAUCAUCAUCAUCAAUAAUGGAAUCCACUAUUGUGAACAUCAUCUAUAUAUAUAAUAAGUAUAACCAGUAAAAACAAAAUUUUUCACUAUAAAUCCUUUAUAUGCGUGGCGGCUAGAGUCCUCUCGUCCUCUGGCUUGAGAUGGCUGCCACCUAUGGGUCAGAUGAUUGUCUGCCAGUAUUAAGCAAUUGGUAAUUAAAUAUUUAAUUUGUUUUCCCUAAACAGUGUAAAAUUUUGUAAAAAAAAUUUCACGAACAUUAAUUGUCUCGCACAACAAGUCUGUGUGCAAAAUGUCAGCUCGAUUGGAUCAUGGGAAGUGGGUUAAAAAACGACCGAAAGAUUUGCACGGUAGUAAGCAAGCACGCAAGUAAGCGAACUUAAUAUAAAGGAUUUAAAAAAGAGAAAUUUGUGAUUAUGUGUGUCUGUUCAAAAUGUUUGGCGUACUUUCCGACAUGCAACAAACUUGAAAUUUGCCAUGUGGGUACUUUCCAGACUGUACAUCAUGCAAACAUUAUAAAAAUAGACUUUGGUAUUUUUUUCGGUGGGGGGGGGGGCGCAAUAAUGCAGAUAUUUUUUUGCACGGCAAGUGAGCUGUGACGUCACAUAUGUCACGUGACCCGCGCAUGCGCAGUGCUUAGCGCGCUACGAACCCGGCGACCCGAGUUCGAUUCCCGCUCACGGCCACCACCGGUGACGAUUAUUUUAACCGGGUCCUGGGCCUCCCCUAGGUCGACUCAGCCUCAAAACGAGUAACUGGUGCGGUGUGUGAACAUCGCCACUGGGGAGAUAAUGACGGCCGGGCGUGGUGGAUCCAAGUCCCGGGCGAAGCCGGGUGGUCAAGCUAGUGGACAAUAAAAUCAACAAAGUCAACCUCGACAUCGUUACGUAGUCGGCUACGUCAUCAACACCACGUGGUUGGGGCGCGACACCCACCAUCGCAUGGACGCAUUUGGUAAAAUCUGCCCCCUGCAGAGUUACCGCGACCCCGGACAGCUCUCGCAAGCUAAGCAGGCGCUAAGCCUGGGUAAGCCGACUUGGACUCGAGUCGCCAUGACCUCCGGAUUAUAAGACGCACGUGGCAACACCCCCCCCUCCAGUGGCGGCUCCUGCAAAAUCUCUCAGGGGGGGCAAAUGUCUGGAUGAUUGAUAAGGAUAAGGUCCACCCAUGCAAUGGAUAAAUUAACAGCUUAAGCAUGUAAAGGCAACUUCACUUCUUUAAUAUUAAUGAAAAAUAAAGUGACUCUUACAAUACAUCUUGUUUGUUUCUAUACUCACUAUUAUUACAAUCCACUCAGUUUCUUUUAUUAAAGAUUCCACUAGGUGGCGACAAAUAAUAUCGUUGACUGAA
Lethenteron reissneri (Far Eastern brook lamprey) is the source of this 7065-nucleotide messenger RNA. RefSeq names its product post-GPI attachment to proteins 2 (gene PGAP2). The record is from RefSeq and is a predicted model, not a curated record. Gene Ontology annotation, cellular component: Golgi membrane; endoplasmic reticulum membrane. Gene Ontology annotation, biological process: GPI anchor biosynthetic process. NCBI's taxonomy places the organism in Eukaryota, Metazoa, Chordata, Hyperoartia, Petromyzontiformes, Petromyzontidae.